Solea solea (common sole) is the source of this 1512-nucleotide messenger RNA. It is a transcript of the gene hpxb, whose product is annotated as hemopexin b. The record is from RefSeq and is a predicted model, not a curated record. The transcript has 10 exons. Gene Ontology annotation, biological process: heme transport; intracellular iron ion homeostasis. The coding region runs from base 71 to 1369 and encodes 432 amino acids. Gene Ontology annotation, molecular function: heme transmembrane transporter activity. NCBI's taxonomy places the organism in Eukaryota, Metazoa, Chordata, Actinopteri, Pleuronectiformes, Soleidae.
UAGCUCCUGCAGAGCCACACUUCACAGUUCUGCUCCACAGUGAGACCUGACUUCAUCAGGACCACACAGCAUGGACCUACUCACCAAAACUCUGUUUCUGUGCUUAGCACUUGCCCUCGCUAAUGGCGCGCCUGCACCUGGGGCAGAUGAAGAGGCAGAUGCACAUGUUGCUGUGCCAGACAGAUGUGAAGGUAUCGAGUUUGAUGCCAUCACUCCUGAUGAGAAAGGAACCACUUUCUUCUUCAAAGGUUGCCACGUGUGGAAGGGUUUCCAUGGUCCAGCUCAGCUCUCCAAUGAGGUUUUCAAGGAGCUGAAUGGCAUCAAUCACAGUCAUGUUGACGCUGCCUUCCGCAUGCACAACACAGAAAACCCAGACGUCCACGAUCACAUCUUUUUCUUCCAGGGUGACAAAGUGUUCAGCUAUUAUAACCACACCCUGGAAGACGGAUAUCCAAAACAGAUCCUAGAGCAGUUCCCAGGAAUUCCCAGCCACCUGGAUGCAGCUGUGGAGUGUCCCAGAGGAGAGUGCACAGCAGAUUCAGUUCUUUUCUUCAAGGGUCAUGAUGUGCACAUUUAUGAUAUCAGCACUAAGCAGGUGAAGACCAAGAAUUGGCCCCACCUGCCCGUGUGCACCUCCGUUCUACGCUGGCUGGAGCACUACUAUUGUUUCCAUGGACACAACUUCACCAAAUUCAACCCAGUCUCUGGAGUGGUGAACGGCACAUACCCAAAAGACGCCCGCAAUUACUUCAUGAAGUGUCCCAACUUUGGUCAUGGAUCACACAGCAUGGUCCCUAAAUGCAGUGAGAUCAAAAUAGAUGCCAUCACUGCUGAUGAUGCAGGCAAAACGUAUUUAUUUCAAGGUCCUAUGUACAUGCGUCUGGACACCCAUCGUGACGGCCUUCAUCCAUUCCAAAUCACCAGGACGUGGAAGGAAUUGACAAAUGGCGUGGAUGCUGUUUUCUCUUUCGUGGACAAAAUCUACAUGAUUAAGGAUGAGCAGGUUUACAUCUAUAAAACAGCUGCUCACUACACUCUGAUUGAAGGUUACCCCAAAACCCUGAAGGAGGAGCUCGGCAUUGAAGGACAUGUGGACGCUGCUUUUGUCUGUCCCGGUGAACACACAGUUCACAUAAUCCAAGGAAAACAAAUCCGUACUGUUGAUCUCAGUGCCUCACCCAGGGCAGUGACUGCUGAUAUGCCUCUGCCCAUAGCUGACAUUGAUGGUGGUCUGUGUGGUCCAGAGGGAGUCACUAUUUUCAAGGGCUCACAGUUUUACCAGUAUAGGAGUGUUAGGAUACUGGCUACAGGCAAAAUCUUUGUCAACCCUCAAGAUGUUACCCCAGCAAUGUUGGGGUGUCGAGAAUAGGAGUCAGGGCUCAGAGCUCCUCACUUCUGAAAUAAGGAAUAAGGCACUCAACAUGUAAUAUGUUUGAAAAGUCCUCAAUCCAUGCAUUCAAGAUGGAGUUUGAUGCCGUUUGGUGAAUAAAAUGUUGAAAACUGCGCACAGGA